ACACCCGUCCGCACCGAGCCCAGCGAGCCCAGCCGUUGGUAACGGAGAAAAUGGCAGAGCGGCAACAACAGAAACACGAAGGCAGGGUAAAAAUCGGCCAUUACAUCCUCGGCGACACGCUCGGAGUGGGAACAUUCGGGAAAGUGAAGAUCGGCGAGCAUCAGUUGACAGGCCAUAAAGUGGCUGUAAAGAUCCUUAACAGACAGAAGAUCCGCAGUCUCGAUGUCGUUGGGAAGAUCAAACGAGAGAUCCAGAACCUCAAACUGUUCAGACACCCACACAUUAUCAAACUGUAUCAGGUGAUAAGUACACCCACAGAUUUCUUCAUGGUCAUGGAGUAUGUGUCUGGAGGUGAGCUGUUUGACUACAUCUGCAAACAUGGACGGGUGGAGGACACAGAAGCUCGCCGUCUAUUCCAGCAGAUUAUCUCAGCUGUGGACUACUGCCACAGGCACAUGGUGGUCCACAGAGACCUCAAACCUGAGAACGUCCUGCUAGAUGCCAGCAAGAACGCCAAGAUAGCUGACUUUGGUCUGUCAAACAUGAUGUCAGAUGGGGAGUUCUUACGGACGAGCUGUGGCUCACCCAACUACGCUGCUCCAGAGGUCAUCUCAGGAAGGCUCUAUGCAGGCCCAGAGGUGGAUAUCUGGAGCUGCGGGGUGAUCCUGUACGCCCUGCUGUGCGGCACUCUGCCCUUUGAUGAUGACCACGUCCCCACGCUGUUUAAGAAGAUCAGAGGAGGCGUCUUUUAUAUGCCAGAGUACCUGGCUCGUCCUGUGGCCUCGCUGCUCAUGUUCAUGCUGCAGGUGGACCCUCUGAAGAGAGCCACCAUCAAAGACAUCAGGGAAGAUGAGUGGUUCAAGCAGGACCUGCCAGGCUACCUGUUCCCUGAGGACCCAUCAUACGAUGCUUCAGUCCUAGAUGAAGAGGCCGUCAGGGAAGUUUGUGAGAAGUUUGAAUGCACUGAGACAGAGUUUGUGUCCAGCCUUUACAGCAGUAAUCCACAGGAUCAUCUGGCAGUAGCCUAUCACCUUAUAAUAGACAACCGGCGCAUCAUGACUCAGGCCAACGAGUUUUACUUGGCCUCCAGUCCUCCCCAGGGCUCCUUCAUAGAAGAGGGCAUGCCGCUGCCCCCCGGGGUUAAAGCCCACCCAGAGAGGAUGCCUCCGCUCCUGGCUGACAGUCCCAAGUCUCGUUGUCCUCUGGACGCUCUCAACACUACUCGGCCCAAACCCCUGGCAGUGAAGAAGGCAAAGUGGCACCUGGGUAUCAGGAGUCAGAGCAGACCCUAUGAUAUCAUGGCUGAAGUGUACAGGGCUAUGAGACAACUCAGCUUUGACUGGAAGGUGGUGAACCCAUAUCACCUGCGAGUGCGGAGGAAGAAUCCAGUGACGGGAAACUUGGUGAAAAUGAGCCUGCAGCUGUACCAGGUGGACAACAGAUCUUACCUGCUCGACUUCAAGAGCAUCGAUGAUGACAUCAUCGAGGCGGCAGGCUUUAAAUCGGGUUCGUCCACUCCUCAAAGGUCGGGCUCCACAGCCGGCCUCCACAGACCCAGACUGAGCAUCGACUUGGCGAGCCCUGCGAUUGAUCUGCCCCAGCUCAGCUCCUCUCUGCCGGGCUCCCUGUCCGGUAGCUCCCCUCUAUUCACCCCACGACAGGGAUCACACACCAUGGACUUCUUUGAAAUGUGUGCCAGUCUGAUCACCACACUGGCACGCUGAGACCUGUCCACUCCUGACCUCGCUGUAACCUGGAUGUCAGUGGGGUUUUUAAGCCAAUUGCUGAUCCGGGAUGUAGGGAGUGUAGAUGUUCGGCGGGACUUCCUCUUUCUGUCUCCUCUCCGUCUCUGUUCCAGUUGCGUUUAACUGGAACUGUGAAUGCCUGUCAGCUCAGAUUAAGGAGACAUAGAGAGGAAGCCUUUUUCAGAAAGGCAGAUAAAUAGCUUAUUUUGGGUUAUUUUGACACAGUCCUUGAGUCAGAGCCUUGGAGUUUAAACCUCCAGCUUAUGAAAACUGAUCCUGAGAUCUAUGAACUGGUGGAGGCCAGCAAAGUGAGAGGCAUCAGGUCACAGUUUACAGUCGUGUCGGAGUCAGAAUAGGUCAAGUUAACUCACUCCUCCCACAAAUACCUUCAAUCUAUUAUCAACUGCUGAAAUGUCAUCGCCCAACAUAUUACUGAAUGGAGGGAAACCCUGCUGAGUUUGCCCCAGACACUGAUCGGAGUACAGUUUUGCUUCUUAAAUGUGUGUUCUGAGGGAAGGUUGUAAAAUCCUAAUUCAGGUUAUAUAUUAUGUGGUUUGUAAAGAAAAGGCUUCUGUUAUUCAUGUAUAUUAUAUUUAUAUUACAAUCAUAUUACGUAGCUGAGGAGGUUGGCAAAGGUAUACCAAAUAUCAGACUUUAUACACCAUAAAGAAGAUGAUUAUUAUUUAGAUAUCAGAUCCAUAUUUAUUUUUGAAAGAUUAUUUUUUAGACACUAUAGUUAUAUUAUUUAGGCACAGAAUCAACACAGAGUUUUAUCCUGAUUUUUAAUAGAUUGUAGAAGAUUAAUGAACCUCGAGAGACAGCAGGGUGAUAAUACUCUGCGUGGCACUGACUGUUGACGCUCAGACACACACCAUCUCGUAUGACUUUUUACAACCACCAUAUUAUCGGACUACUUAUUCGUCUUAGUUAUGGACCAUCUCGUUGUAUUUCAAAGAUGCUGCGCAUAUCAUACACAUCUCUGCUAUUUAUUUUCCAUCUCAACCAUCACGUUAUAAAUUCAAUAACUGUCACACACACACACACACACACACACACACACACACACACACACACACACACACAGAGACUCUCCACUUCAGUUAACAAGUGACAAGUUGAGCAACUGUUAAUAUGCCGCUCACUCAUGCGUGUACAGAAUGCAAUUAAAACAAUAUCAGGGCGACAGACAUGGCAGUCAGUCACGUACACAUUAGGCUGCAGAAGACAGAAGCCAUGUGCUGUUUGUGAUGGAGAGUGUAUGAAUCUUUAGGGCUACAAUUAUUAUUCUUUUUCUCUUUUCUUUCUUCCGCCUUAAGCCUUUUAAAAUGAGAAAAAUGUCCAUCAGAAAUUAGAGCCUAAAUUGAGGCCUUAAAAUUGAUUUUCUCUGCAAAUGUUAUUUACCUGAUAAAUUACUUCAAUAGUCAAUCAAUUUUCAAAAUUGCUACUAAUCAUAUUCGCCGUAAUAAAGUUAACUAGCCCUGUGUCCGUGUGCGGGGAAAGAUAAUGAGGUGAUGAUGAUAAUCGAUAAAAGAGGAAGAUGACAAAUCCAUGUGAGCCGGUGUGUGUCUGCUGCAGGACAGUUCAAGCCACAGAAACCUUCCUCCAGCUGCCUUAAAGAAUGCAACACAGUCAUUCUGCGCAUGUGUUUAUGGAGAGUGUGUGCAUGGGCCAGUGUGUGUAGUGGAGAUCACGUGUGUAGAGUGUGUCACAUGAUCGUCAUGUUUCCUUACUGACUUUGUUGGGAGGAUCUUUGCAGUGCUUGGUGUUUUGGAGCUUUGGUCUUUAGCCGUGUCUUCUGUUGAGUCUGCACUCAUUUGCAGAUUUAGUGUUUUGUCACAUCACACUCUGGUUGAGGUUUAUAAAGCUUUACUGUACCUGUUGUUUCUGGUCCUAUGUUUUAUGAUGAAUGCUAUUACUUUUAUAAGUGUUCUGCAUUGUCUUGUCUCGUAUGUUUUCAAAAUCAUUUCUGACUGAAGUGAAAGCUGGAGCUGCUCAGAUCAAUCAAACUCCCGUCUGUCUUUCUCUGGGUCGGGGUGGGGGGGGGGGGUACAAAAGACAAACUCCAAAAUGGCCAAUCUUUAAUAUAUUCUCAUGUUGUAUUUAUCAUUGUUGUCACAGGCUUGGGGCAAAGAGUUGAGAUUUAUGAUAAAAGUGACAUGAAUAGAAUAUGUUUAAGAGAUAUGGGAUAACGUGUUGGAGGUUCACACACAGCGGUGCAGACUGGGACUAAUCAACCAGCUACGCUUUUAUUUGAGUACUUAGUUGGACAUAGUUUGUUCUAGUGUGUUACUCCGCUUCUGAAUCAUCAUCGUCUGCAUUGAGUUUGAAGUGGAGUCAGAUUGCCUUAUGAGAACAUUGUGAAGGCUUCUGGUUGAAACAGUGAAAGCCACAUUCUGGUUCCUCUGCUGAAACCCUUUAUUACAUGUAUUCUGUUUCUAUGUCCUGCGUAGGGUGGCCUUUCCUCUGUCACAUACACCACUGAAUAUACCUUGAUGCACACAUGCCACUGUGCACACAGCUUUGUAAACGCUGAUCCAUGUUCUUCAGUCAAACCUCUGUAUUACUCUAUUGCUGUGUCUUAAAUGACUGGUGUGUAGUGAGCUACUUUGGUCACAUCGGGAUUACAUCCGGCCGCUAUGCAUCCAUUCCUGAUCCUGCUGCACGUGACAACAAUAUCAAAUAUUGAUCAAAGAAUUGUCUUGGAGAGGUCAUGGGUCGUGUUAAAAAAAACUCCUCCUAUAACCAGUAUUUACUGUCCGAUGUAGUACUGUACCAUUACAACUGUAUGCAACUACCAGUGGCAUGUUAGUCAUGUAAACUCUAAUCUAAUCUGUGUUUAGAGCUGGGGAACACAUGCCGGGGGGACUAAUCUAAUACAGACCGAGUACUUCAGCAGCAAGGUCGUGCUCUCUGUCGAUCUGUGCUGGGGUUCUUAUGAUAAGUGUAACCUUGAAUACCCCAGUGUGUGUGUGUGUGUGUGUGUGUGUGUGCACACUGGUUAUCAUGAAAUAAUGUGUAUAAGUGUGUGUGUGGAUGUCACAGUGUGUUUCAACCGUCUCUCCCUGUCUCUGUCUGAUUGGGGUUUGAAUUUCUCUUGUUAUGCACUGCAUGAUAUUGUUGUUAUGAUUUGCACUUUAAUGAGUAUUUAUUGAAAAACAAUAAACAAACAUAUAAAAGGAAAA
This is a messenger RNA of Cottoperca gobio, 4927 nucleotides long. It is a transcript of the gene prkaa2, whose product is annotated as protein kinase, AMP-activated, alpha 2 catalytic subunit. Gene Ontology annotation, molecular function: protein serine/threonine kinase activity; ATP binding. The record is from RefSeq and is a predicted model, not a curated record. NCBI's taxonomy places the organism in Eukaryota, Metazoa, Chordata, Actinopteri, Perciformes, Bovichtidae. Gene Ontology annotation, biological process: intracellular signal transduction; protein phosphorylation. Gene Ontology annotation, cellular component: cytoplasm. The coding region runs from base 51 to 1724 and encodes 557 amino acids. The transcript is spliced from 10 exons.